CAAAUUUAAACCAUUAGAAAAUCAACCUAACAUAAAUAAAUUGCAAAAUGAAAUACUUUUUACUUUUCAUGUUAAUGAUAACCUUUAAAAUAAGUUUAUGUCAUUUAAUACAUGACUUAAAGUGCUCGCAAUCUCGUUAUUUUCUAAAUUUUUUUAGCCAUAAUGAAAGAUUUUUGUUACAAUUGGAAAAAAACAAAGAAAAUUUAACUAUAAAAAAUCUUAUGAACUAUGGCAAUGCACUUCAAACACAUAGUAAAGUAAUUAUGAUAUUUUUGGAGGACUUGAUAAACAAUAAUGCAAAACGAUUUCCUUUUACUUUGAUCACAGUGAAUAUGUAUUUAAAUAACAUUUCUGGCUCUUUAAAUAUGAUUACAAAAAUUGAUGGUGAAAAAAAUGAUGCUCAAAAUUUAUUAGAAGGCUAUAAGAUUAUACAUCUUGCAGUUAAAGAACAACUAACAAAUUACAUAAAUGGAUAUUGUAAAAACAUAAUAUUUAAUGAUUACAUAGAUUUUUGUAAUAUUCCAAUUGAUGAAUAUACUACUACUAAUUUAAUUAAUAUAAAUAAUGAAAUCAAGGAUAAAAUAUUAACCAACUAUGAGUUAACAUUAGAAAUAAAUUCAUACGAAAGUUUUCAUCCAAAAAAUAUUUUGUUUUACGAUAUAAUGACCUUACAAAAUAGUGAACGAAUAGAAUUAAAUCUACUCCGAUUCACUCCACUUAACAUUAAAUGCACUAAUGGUACUUAUUUAACUAUACAAGAUAUAUUUGAGUAUAUAAAAUAUGAUUUUAAUUCCAAAGAUGUUAUUGCAUACAUAAGAAUGGUAAUUGGGGCUACGUUUCGACCAAUAGCUAUUCUUAUUCGCAACUUUUUAACCUUAAUUCAGGUUGCAUCUUCAGAAUAUUCACAUGGUGUAAUAUAUUGGAUAAAGCCAACACUAAUUAAAAUGGGUCAAAAAAUUAUGAAUUACUUAAUGGAUGUUAUUUCUCUCUCCAUGUACGAUUAUAAACGGUCAUAUCUACAAAACAUAAUCUUAAAUGGAUUUAUGUUGGCCUUAAGUAAUUAUAUUGAAAAAUAUAAGUUAUCCGAAAUUGAUAUUAAAUGUAAUAAUGAAUUAAUUAAAACACUAUCGAAUUUGUUCAUUAAGAGCAGAUUAUACUUUACAAGAGAUAUAGUUCUAACUAAUAAAAAUAUUACUGAAAAUAAUGCUGAUGAGAUUAAAAAUCAAUUAGAUCAAAUCAUUCAAAAAGUUGAAAUAUAUAUGAACGAUUUGAAAAAAUGGAAUGAAUAUUUUAAUUUUAUUGUAAAAAAAUUUAGGAUCCGAUCUUUUAAUGUUUCAAGUUAUAAGAAUUUUAUUGUUUUUAAGAUUUUAGAUCGUAUUUGUAAUACUGAAUCACAUUCUGAAAUAUGCAAUAUUAGUGCGAAUGAUAAAAAUAAUAUUGAAAUAGGAUAUUAUAAAGAUGUGCAAAAUGUAGAAGAUGAUGCUACACAAUUUAACUUAAAGGAUCUAAAAGAUGAAAUUGAUAAUAUUGAUAUUGAUUCAAAGGAAUCCUUUGAAUAUAAAUCAAAUUAUAAACCGUUUUAUAUGAUUGAUUAUUGGCCAUACAAUGCGUAAAGUGAGAUGUUUGAAAUUGUUAUUAGAAUGAAUACUGUACAUUUUCAAUACUUAUUUUUGUAUGUUAUACUUAAUUGAAUAUAAUAUUUUAAAGUUUUAUAACUGUAUGUUUUAUCAAAAUAAAUAUCACCUUUUUUCAUUGACACUAAAACUUUACUCUAAUGAUCAAAAAAUUCGGUUAAACCUGUCGGAACUCAAAUUUUGUUCAUCUCUUACUUAAUAUAAAAAAAAUAAUUUCAGAAACGUUAAAAAUACCACGACAAAUUACAAAAAAAAUAGAAUGGAAAACAUUUAAGUUCAUGGUUUUGCGGAUGCAUGUAUAAAUGUUAAUGAUUGUUGUUUAAAUCUUAGGUGUUACGACGAGUAUGCCAUUAAUUUCAUUAAUUUAAUUAGCGCUAAAAGUAAAGUGGUCCGUAUAGAGCAACUAUCUCUACCGAGAUUAGAAUUGUGUGCUGCCUUAUUACUUGUACGCCUAGGUGACAAAAUCAUUCCUAAGUUAUUGUAACCGAUGAACAAAAAAUUUUACUGGUCCGAUUAAAAGGUUGUAUUGUGUCAGACUGGUAUCACGUUAACGACAAAGAUAAUCCAGCAGACAUAAUCUCUCGUGGAUGUCACAUAUCUGAAUUAGAAAACAUGUCAGUAUGGUGGCAUGAGCCUAAAUAGCUUUAGUUGAAUGAAAAAGAAUGGCCAAGUAUAUCAAAAUGGGAGGAACAUUUCAAGUUAAUGCGUAGUGGCCACAAAAGUUAUCAGCAUCCGUUCGAAACAAUUAUUAGCCUAUUAGCGAUCGAAAUCACGCACGUUUUACCGUUAAUAGUUGUGUUGUUUAUUUUCGUCACUAACCUCAAGUGGUGCAACCGUUUACAGGCGAUCUAUCAAGAAAUCGCCUGUCUUCGGAUAAAGCUUUUCUUGUCACAGAUAUAGAUUUCUGUGGUCAAUUUUUGUUAAAAAACAGGAUUGAGGAAAAAUUCACCUGACGCGGAAAAAGUAAAACUUUGUACUCUUUUAACAUAUCAAAUUUUAUCGGGUCAAAUUGUCAACUUAAAGAGUGGUAAGAGUUAUAUCAAACGGAAAAGAAAACUAAUAACAUGUUGUCUGAAAACGGAGUGGAAUGAAAGUUUAUUCUAUCGCGGUUAUCACACUUUUGGAGUCUGUGUGAGGCUGGAGUAAAAUCUAUAAAAUAUUAAUUGCGUAGAGUCUUGAGUAAUGUCCAUUUAUUUUAUGAAGAGCUACUUACUGUACUACGCGGACGUUAGCAUGGUUAAAUAGUCGCCCAUUAACAUUUAUAUCCUCUGAUUCAAGUGAUUUGUCUCCUCUCACUCCUGGUCAUUUCCUCAUUGGUAAUUCUCUAACUACCCUACCUGAACUGGAACAAACGAACAUAUCUAGUGACCGUUUAAUUUGCUGGAGAUGUGUUUCUCAAUACUCUUAAUAUUUACGAAAGCGCUGUAGUCGUUACUAUUUAGCGCAGUUACAGGAGAGAACGUAAUGGGCUUGUGAGAACGGAACUAAGAUAAAAGUAAGCGCCAUUUUGCUUUUCAAGGACGUCAAUGUUCCUUCUUUGAAGUGGACACUGUGUCAUAAAUAGAGUAACCGUGAAUGACGGAGAGCCGACGUUCAAACAACAAAUGGUUCUUUUCGACCAAAAAAAAGAUUUUUGUGUCCUUUGCCAUCAACGAAAAUUAAUUUUGCAAUUUUGUAAUCAUUCGUAAAAAAAUAUAUAUAUGUAUUCAUUCUAUUUUCAAAAUAAUUAUUGCUUGUUAAAUAUUUGAUAUUUUUUAUAUCUAUCAGAUAUAAUAUGUUAUUUAGGCAUUGUUUGUUUGUUGCUUUAAUUAUUUUAUAA
Molecule: messenger RNA, 3453 nt
Organism: Daktulosphaira vitifoliae (grape phylloxera)
Lineage: Eukaryota; Metazoa; Arthropoda; Insecta; Hemiptera; Phylloxeridae
Exons: 2
Coding region: 48-1613 (521 amino acids)
Source: RefSeq, a predicted model, not a curated record